AUGGACGACGAAACCUACGUCAAAGCCGUCUACAAGCAGCCUCCGGGACAGGAGUUUUAUACGGCAAAAGGAAGGGGAAAGAUUGACGUUGAUUUUCGGUUGAUGUAUGGUAUCGACGAUGGAGUUAAGAAGUGGAAUUUGGCGUUUCCAAAACUGGUGAAAUACCUAGAUCGACCAUACAAAGACGAUUUUUCAAAGAACAUUCUGGAGUGCCUAACAUCUCCAGAAUCUGACUUAGAUGUUAAAACUUGUGCCGUUCUCCUGCUCCUGAACAAUGUUCUAAAACCAACAAAGGUAACUCGAAAAUUUAAGCCAUCGAUUUUGGCAGCUCAGGAAGAAAUCAUAUUGUUUGCGGCAUCAAACGACUUGGCUACUGGCGUCUUCACUAAAUUUAACGAAGACUAUUCUAAGUACGGAUUUCAACCGGUUCCGAAACUGAUAUUCAUCGGCGAAGGUAUUGGCUCUCUUGAAGGGGAGUUUCAGGUACGUUUUCAGGACUUCAGUUAUCGAUUCGAUAGUGCAAGUAGAGCCAUAGAUGUGCUGGUUAAAUUCUGUGGAGUGUUUGGUCUGGAGCAUUCUCGUAUUUCAAGAUUGGUUUGGCUUUUUAUAUCCGCGUUCUUCUACAACGUUCCAGUGCAGGAGCAGUACGAGUGUAUUAAUAGUUUAAAGGCGUAUCUUUUGAAUUGA
This is a messenger RNA of Ochlerotatus camptorhynchus, 687 nucleotides long. RefSeq lists its product as uncharacterized. The record is from RefSeq and is a predicted model, not a curated record. The transcript has 3 exons. Lineage: Eukaryota; Metazoa; Arthropoda; Insecta; Diptera; Culicidae. Bases 1 to 687 code for a protein of 228 amino acids.